Molecule: messenger RNA, 1690 nt
Organism: Paramisgurnus dabryanus
Lineage: Eukaryota; Metazoa; Chordata; Actinopteri; Cypriniformes; Cobitidae
Product: mannose-binding protein A-like
Cellular component (GO): multivesicular body
Molecular function (GO): protein binding
Source: RefSeq, a predicted model, not a curated record
AUCUGUGUGUUGUUUUUUGAAAUGUGUUUUCAAACAAGCUGAGCGUAGUUAAUUCCUCCCACUACCUUCUGUGCUUUCAUGAACGCGCCCAAACCCAACCCCCAAAUCCUUCUUGGCGUUUAUUGGCUUGAACACUUUGUUUUGUUUUGUGGUGCAGGUUUGGCCACUGUGUUUAUAUUGAAGUUUGUAGAGCCUGGGCUGUCUACAGAGAUCGCAUUUUUUUACAGUUUGAUCAGCGGACAGGCAAAAAACAAAAAAAAUGUAUGGUCUAAAACGAGUGAAUUCGCAUAGAGCGCCUUUAACUUUAAAAUUAAUUUUCUUUCAACAAAAGUAACAGCAACAUGUAAUGAAUAGUUUAACAAAUCAUUUUUCUCAAUAGUGUUACAUAUGAAAAAUAAAAUAAAAUGAAGUACAGUAUAUCACCAAAAAUAUGAGAUAUUUGAUGUUUGAAUAUCUGUGCUAAAAGCAUCUGAAGACAGCUGAACCUCAACAAAUUGUUAAAAUGGCUUUUACACUGCCACAAAACUAAAACAUCUGCUAUAUAUCAUCCAAUGUUAUUUCUCUCAUUUCUGAAGUGAGAGGGUUGCUCUGUUUUAUUUUCAGACAUGCGCACAUUGUGUGAGUAGCGUAUUAAUAUUGGGCAACAACACUUUACACAUCAAUACAUGGACCCCGAUCAGUCUUAUAUCAAGAAGACUCAUUUCAGUGAAUCUGUGAUUUUGCUGACUUUUAUGCAUCAGACAUUGGCUGUCAUCUGGGCUCCUACAUUAAACCACAGAUGGCGCCAGUGUACUUCAUUUUUCUACUGAUGCUUCAGUCUGGACUCUUGCAUGGAGGUGAACCAAACUGUCCUGCUCAUUGUGGAGUACCAGGCACUCCUGGACACAAUGGUCUGCCUGGAAGAGAUGGUAGGGAUGGAAAAGAUGGGGCUAUUGGACCUAAAGGAGAGAAGGGAGAGCCAGGAGAGAAGGGAGAUCGAGGAGUGCAGGGACCACCAGGUCACGCAGGAGCACCUGGGCCACGUGGACUCCCAGGACUCAAAGGAGACCCAGCUCAAAAUUUAAUUACACCAGAAAAAAUCAAGGACAUUGAAGAAAGAUUGAGAGUCACAGAGGAAACUCUGAAAGUAUUAAAGCAAGAGAAUGAAGGCAAAAAGGUUGCAUUUUCAGCUGGACUUUUGGCAUCUGGAUUACAACAGACUGGACCCUUUGCUGAUCAAAAGACUCUGGUCUACCAAAAAGUCUUCACUAACACCGGAAAUGCAUAUGACUCGAACAAUGGUAUUUUUACAGCACCAGUAAAAGGAGUUUAUUUCUUCAGAUUUUAUGCUCAUUCUCACACUGGUAACCAAAUGGCAGUGAGUCUAUAUAAGAAUGAUCAACCUCAGUGUUCUGUGUUUUCUCUGAAAGCUGAGAGCAAUGCUAAUGGCAGCAAUGGUGUUGUUCUUACACUGGAGAGCGGUGAUAAAGUCUACACACAGCUGUGGGAGAACAGCUGGGUUUAUGAUGAUAAAGAAAGCUACACAAGUUUCAGUGGUUUUCUGCUGUUCCCCAUGUAAAUGUCAGAUCCUCUGGCACAUUGAAUCCAGAGGGACAGACACUCUUAAUGUUUCCUUUCAGCAGAUAUACACAGUUUUCUAUAUCUUUUUUAUACAUUCUUUGCUCAAAACUAAAGUUACUUAAAAAUCUGA